AUGAACGAGGUCUUCGAACAGCUUCUGGACAAGAAAUGUGGACCAUACGUGACAGAAGACGACUUGAAGUAUUUUGUUGAUCAGUUAAAAGAAACGAGACACCAGGUGCAGAAGUGGUUCGAACGUAAAAGAGAAAAAACAAAAACCAACAAAAAUAAGAAUCUGCAUUCCUCUUCAAAGCAACCAUUGAUUCUUGGAUCAACCAAAAUGGCUUCAAUGGCAACAACAAUAAUUGCACACCAAUCAAUCUCUGUUUCUUCAAGCCAAAUUGUAUCUCCACCGCUGUGGACACCACCACCGCUAAUGCUCACUGGACCAUCAAUCCCAGAUGCAUCAAACCUCCUGUCACUGACUCCGACUUCCGCAACUGUGCCAAGCUCUCUACCGCUGUCCUUGAACGUUGUUGCUGCACCGAAUAAUCUUUCAGUGGUCCCGAACGCCGAAACUGCAUCUGAUGCACUGCCUCUGAUCCCGCUGGCCGACAUUGCUAUCUUGGACGUUCCAAUUCCACCAAAGCAAUGCGCAAUGACCGAAGAACAAAUCAAUCCAGACGAGGAGUUCCCGUUUUGUUUCGUCAAAAAGUUUGCUGCCAACAAUUAUAUUUGCAAUGCAUGCCGUUUUCACGUUCUUCAGAAGAGCUUCUGUGAACCUCUUACUUGGGAAGCAAAGAUUGAACAACUAAUGCGUCCUGUUUUUAGGAAUUUAAAAUCAUAA
Messenger RNA from Caenorhabditis remanei, 714 nucleotides. RefSeq lists its product as uncharacterized. Lineage: Eukaryota; Metazoa; Nematoda; Chromadorea; Rhabditida; Rhabditidae. The transcript has 3 exons. Gene Ontology annotation, molecular function: DNA binding. The record is from RefSeq and is a predicted model, not a curated record. The coding region runs from base 1 to 714 and encodes 237 amino acids.